CGUAUUGGCGGUGGGACGCUGUUUGUUGCAUCAGAAAAUUUGGCUGUGCCCGAACCUUUAACAACAAUUUAGUUGCUAAACCAUUGCAUUGAAUGGACCAGAAUUUGUGGCAAAAAUGUUGAAACCAAUCCUGCAUCAACUUGCCACCAAACGGGUGGUGCUGGCCAGUGGAUCCCCCCGAAGACAGGAACUGAUUCAGAACAUCGGCCUCUCCAACGUCCACCUGUGCCCGUCGACCUUCGAGGAGAAUCUCAACAAAUCGGACUACUCGUUCGCCGAUUAUGUCGCCGAAACAGCCUACCACAAGGUGCUCGAAGUGUACAACCGACUCUCUACCGCCAGCUGCAGCGAUCCCUCCAAACGGCCAGACGUGGUCAUCGGCGCCGAUACGAUGGUCACCAUGGACGGAAAAAUGUACGGCAAACCUAAAACCCCCGAGGUCGCAUUCCAGAUGCUCAGCGAAUUGAUGGGCCGGCAGCAUACGGUCUACACGGGAGUGGUUAUCAAAUAUCACGACCGGGAGGUGAAAUUUACGGAAGCUUGCAAGGUGCAGUUUGGGAAAGCGACUGCCGAGCAGAUUCAAGCCUAUGUCGACACCGGAGAGCCAUUGGAUAAGGCUGGUGGAUAUGGAAUUCAAGGAAUCGGUGGAACGUUCGUGGAGAAGAUUGAAGGGGACUACUUCACCGUGGUCGGUUUGCCCCUGUAUCGGAUAUCGGUCGAGAUGUGUAAAUUGUUCGGGUAUGAUGUUACCAAUUGAUGCAUUGAUAGGUGCAUUUAUUUUACUGUUCCUUAUAAAAACUGACAACGGGGAAAUG
Messenger RNA from Ochlerotatus camptorhynchus, 815 nucleotides. Its product is annotated as dTTP/UTP pyrophosphatase. The coding region runs from base 116 to 757 and encodes 213 amino acids. The transcript is spliced from 4 exons. NCBI's taxonomy places the organism in Eukaryota, Metazoa, Arthropoda, Insecta, Diptera, Culicidae. Gene Ontology annotation, molecular function: nucleoside triphosphate diphosphatase activity. The record is from RefSeq and is a predicted model, not a curated record.